AUGAAAUCAUUUAAUCACCCCAAACAAAGAAGAGAUUAUAUAUAACUGUUUUAUUAUAAUUUGAGAAGCCUUGAAUAAUUUAAAAUAUGUUCUAAUAAUAUUUUAUUUUUCAUUAAUAUGAUUAAUUUUAUUUUAUUUUUUGUUUUCCUUAAUAUAAUCGUUAAUGGGGAAAUAGUUUUGGAAAGCUUCACUAAUGUCUAAUAAACAAAUGAUAAUAGCACAUUUAACAUAUAAAAUGAUGAAUAUUGUUUUUGCAAUUUGAAAGUCAGAGAGGUUGAUGAUAGAUGUUGUUGUGAUCCAGACAUUAGUAAUACUUCGUCCACACUUCCAAGUGAUUGUCUAUUAGGAUCUGUAAAAAGGACAUGCAUUAAAAAAUAUAUUUUAUCAAGAUAAAAUGUCGACUAAUGUAAUAUUCAAAAUUAUUAUUCAGGGAUCUAAGUUGAAGAACAAGGCAAUUAAAUAUGCUUUAUUUAUGAGAAAAGCAGUCUUUCAACAUCCGGUGUCACUAUGCCAUAAGCCUACAAUAAUCCGACAUAUUUGUAAGACUAUUUUAAAGUUAAUAUUAUACCUGAAACUAAAGUCUCAAAAGCUGAUGCCCUUUAAGUUGCAAUUUAUUAAACGAAUGAUAAAUCUAAUAUACUCGUUUAUAGAGAUUCGAAUGGAAUAUGCAAACAAACAAAGAGAUUCAUAAAUUAUAAAUAGAUUCAAAAAUAAAGUUGCUUAAUGCUUGCUUGUUAAACCAAUUUACAAACCAUAACAUCUACUAGUGCAUCGACAUAGUUUUACUCGAAAUCAUCAACAGUCUUUACAUUAUCAGCAACUAAGCCUGGUGGAUGUUUGAUAGGUUAAUCAGUAUUUAUGGGAACCUCUGCUGUAACAACUACACCAAGUUUUACAUCUAACACAUUCGCGUACUUUUCAAGCGAUCAAACCUUAUACAAUUAUGUUAGUGAAGUGGUCUAUGCUAAUGCAUGUAAAUAUACAACUUAUCUUUGAUAGCCACUAACUCUAAUUUUUAAGGAAAGGCUGGAUAUGACUAUGGAUAGUAUGUUCAAGGACAUGUCAAUUUAUAAACAAAUCCUUUUGGAUACAAAAUUUAUAGAGGCAAAGCAUCUACCUCAGAUUCAACUUGCACCUUGUCUGAUGAUCAGAACCCCCUUAAUUAUGAACCUCUUAGGUUUGGUUAAAACUUAUAAUUUUCAUGCUCAUAUUCCCUUAAUUAAACUACUAUCUCUACAUUUUCUUGGUCUGGAUUGUAAAUAUUUAACAGCUUCCCUUACAGUACUCUGUUAGGACUUGCAAGAACUCCUUUAUUUGGAACUAGUAGUUUAGACUUUGUCAAUACCACAACAGAAGUGCCUUAAACAGAUUAUAUAUAUUUUACAUAGCAUGUACUAAUCUUUACAGAUGAAUUUGGAAUGAAAGAAGGUAGAUAAAAUUACAUCUCGUCAUUUAAAAUUGUUUAUUCAAAUGCAAUUCUAAAGACAAACAUACCUGCAGAUACAAAAAUCUAUAGAUUUAAUUUAAAAGUUAGAUUUAUCAACCUCCCUCAUGAUGAUAUCGAAAAUUCUGUUCCAUAAGAUCCACCUUUCAUACCUUAGUUACCAUCAGAUAUAUUCUUCCCAAUUUGGUAUGAAACCUUUGGUUCAUUAAUCAGUACAAUAAUGAUUGUUUUUAUAUUUUAUAUUUGA
This is a messenger RNA of Paramecium octaurelia, 1691 nucleotides long. Lineage: Eukaryota; Ciliophora; Oligohymenophorea; Peniculida; Parameciidae. The record is from the annotation of a GenBank genome assembly.